CAUGUUGACCUCCGCCACGUCGGCCAAGAGUCAUGGCACGUAAGAUAACAUUUUCUUCUAGUUUUCCACGUAGGAUAUAUAUAGCUGGCUGAAGCGAAUACUAGACGCAACCACAUAGAUCGUCAGUUCAUCGCACCACCUACCACCUUCCUGCUCCCACCCUCCUCCGCUCCGAUCUCCAUGGAAGCCACCGCCGCCUGCUCCUUGGCCUCCCUCGCGCGGACCCUCGCCUCCUCGCCGCUCCCCGGCCGCCGCAGCCGAGUGCGCAUGCCGGAGCGGCGGGGGAGGGGGAGGGCGGUGGUGGCCGCGGCGGCCUCCACGGGCAACUACGUGGUGCCGCUGGACGCCGCGCCGUCGGGGAUCACGCGCCCGCUCGUCGAGAUCCUCCGCGACCUCAACAAGCGCGUCCCGGAGACCAUCGUCCUCCCCGCCUCCCGCCGCGCCUCCGCUUCCGACCCCGUCAUCCCAUGGUACCACGCCAACCGGAUGCUCAGCUUCUACGCCCCCGGCUGGUGUGGAGAGGUCCGUGAUGUUAUUUACAAUGACAAUGGAAAGGUGACCGUGGUGUAUCGUGUCACGAUACGAGGAAUAGAUGGAGAGGUUCAUCGGGAGGCCGCUGGAACAGCAUCACUGAGCGACGCACGUCUGGACGACCCCGUGGCGGCUGCAGAAGAGGCGGCGUUCUGCAAGGCCUGCGCAAGGUUCGGUUUCGGCCUGUACCUGUACCACGAAGACGAGGUGCUGUGAAGGACGUCAUCUCUUCUCUCACCCUAUCCAGGUUCAGAAUGUCAGACGCCAAGCUUGCCAGAGCGUAUAUGUACAACUCCCAAGAUAUCGUCCCACAUGUACCAUUCACGAUGAACUGUAAAUAUAUGAGGCAUAUCUUGUUACCUUGUGUUUGUUGGCAUAUCAGCUGUUGUAAUCUCUGUGCGAUUAGAGUGUCACUCGUUUUUCUGAACAAUACCCCUGUGAUAAUUCCAGUUACAUUUGGUACAAAUACAUCACGCCACAGCUGUCAGGGUUUGGAAAUUGGUAGUUUGAUCAGAACA
Hordeum vulgare subsp. vulgare (domesticated barley) is the source of this 1049-nucleotide messenger RNA. Its product is annotated as DNA repair RAD52-like protein 2, chloroplastic. Gene Ontology annotation, molecular function: DNA binding. NCBI's taxonomy places the organism in Eukaryota, Viridiplantae, Streptophyta, Magnoliopsida, Poales, Poaceae. The record is from RefSeq and is a predicted model, not a curated record. Gene Ontology annotation, biological process: double-strand break repair via homologous recombination. Bases 181 to 747 code for a protein of 188 amino acids. The transcript has 4 exons.